GCUUCGGCUGCCAUACGAGACUUGUGUCUGCAUCAAAGCGACAAGGAGGAGAGAAAGGAAGGAGAGGCGAGGAGUGCCGAUGAACAGAGAAGCCUCCUUUCCCAGUUCCCAUUUGAGAAGUAAAUCUUGGACGAGGAGAGCUGGCGCUUCAUGGGGCAAGUUUUACACAGAGGGGAUGGCCUCAGUCAAUGAUGUUCGCACGAACGCCCCAGUGGAUUUCUGUAUAAAGUCGGAGGAUUGCGAAGGAAGAAUUGCAGUUGUUAAAGAAGAGGAGUGUGAGGUGGGGAUUGUUAGGGUUACAGCUGAGGAUUCAGACGAUUUCUUGGGCAACCUUGAACAGCAGAAUCGUGACGCUGGGAGGCUUUACGGAGAGUCUUAUUUCAGUUCACAGCCCAAGCUCACCAAUAUGGCCACCCAGCAGAAUUCUAUGGAACUGAAAUCAGAGUCACCGGAGUUUGAAGAAAAUCUCAGUGAAGGAAACGGGAGAGAAAGAGAAGAGCAGAAGUCAUCUUGGAGUGAGGGGAUAAGUUUACUGGAGAAUGUCAGCCUCGCUGCGUCUUCAUCUGCUGAGACAUCUUUUCAUUGCAGACUGCAACACAUACAGAACAAGGAGAAGUUGAAGAAACCGGCAAGAGGAUCCGAGAAUUUGACGGCAAUCUCUUUGCAGUGCAGUUCUCUUCCAGCAAGAAAAGCCAUCAAUACUGAACAACAACGAGGGCAUAACACAGACCAAGAGGUUUCGUGUGCUGGCCAAGAGCACGGACAAACUUUUAAAAUCAAAUCUGACUCUGAAGAUCACAAGUCAAUUCAUGCAAGACCAAAGCCACAUUGCUGUUCUGAAUGUGGCAAACGAUUCCUCCAUAAGAGCAGGCUUCAAGCUCACAUAAGAAGUCAUACUGGAGAGAAACCUUUUUGCUGCUCAGAAUGUGGCAAAAGAUUUUCCCAUAACUGCAGUCUACAAACACAUACAAGAAUCCACACGGGAGAAAAGCCUUAUGGCUGUGCCAAUUGUGGGAAAAGAUUUAUUGACAGUAGCCAUCUUCAUAGCCACAAAAGAGUUCACACUGGAGAGAAGCCACAUUGCUGCUCUGAAUGCGGCAAACAAUUCACUGUCCUUAGCUCUCUUCAGAGCCACAAAAGAAUUCAUACAGGAGAGAAGCCAUAUUGCUGUUCUCAGUGUGGCAAACAAUUUGCUGUCAAUAGCAAUCUGCAGCAGCAUGCAAGAAGUCAUACUGGAGAGAGGCCAUAUUGCUGUUCUGAAUGUGGAAAAAGAUUUCUCCAUAACAGCAGUCUUAAAAGACACACAAGAAUCCACACAGGGGAGAAGCCAUAUUGUUGUCCUGAAUGUGGUAAACGAUUUACCAGCAGUAAUAGUCUUUGGCAGCACACACAGAUUCAUACUGGAGAGAAGCCACAUUGCUGUUCUGAAUGUGGCAAAAGGUUCCUCCAAAGUGGCAGACUUCAGGCACACAUAAGAAUUCAUACUGGAGAAAAACCUCAUCGUUGCUCUGAAUGUGGGAAGCGAUUCUCUGAUAGUAGUAGUUUCCACAGACAUAUAAGAAUCCACACCGGAGAAAAGCCCUAUGGCUGUGCUGAAUGUGGAAAAAGAUUCAUUGACAGUAGUACUCUUCACAGGCACACGCGAGUGCAUACUGGAGAAAAGCCAUAAUGCUGCUCUGAAUGUUGGCAAAUGAUUCUCCCAGAAUGGCAGUCUUCACUGAUCCCACUGAUCUGCAAUAGCGAAUAUGGCAGAUUAUGUUCCACUAAGGGCAGCCUUCACAAUUAUUUAAAAAUUCAUGCUGAAGAAAAAAAAUGUAUUGCCAAUCUAACUGUGGUAAAGGAUUCCCACGUUUAAGCAAUUUUCAUGGGUACCAAAGAAUCCACAGUGGACAGAGGCCUUAUGGUUGUAACACUGAACAGUGAACUCCAAGGCCGUAAAAGAAUUCACAUCGGCUGUUCUGAUUGUGUCAGGUGUUUGUCAGACAGCAGGAGUGUUAAUGGUCAUGUUACAGAUCACAAUGGAGUAAGCUGGAGGGUGAAGAAUGAAGGAAUGGAGGGGACACUGAAACAUAACUUUCUUAACUCCUGAGGUCUUGAUGAGUCCCUUCACUUGUUGGUCUUUGUUGUAUAAGACUGAUAGCACAGCCCAUCAAAGUAACAUGUUUUACACUGUGAAAAGGACCCAAAGAAGUCUAAGAAGUCUCUCAUGAUAUAAAGGUGCCUUACAAUCUGCCUUGGCACCAUUGUAGGUGAUGGUGGUAGAGGAUAGUGUGAAUUCUGAGAAGAAGACCAUCAUUGUGGUGACAGAUGGACAGUGUUCCAGUAGAAUGUUCAAGACCCUAAAAGUGCAACUUGAGCAGGAAAUUAAGAGGACUGGACACAGUCCAGGGGUCAAUUGAAGACAAAGACUUGGUCAAGUAGUCCUGCUGUCAUGAAAGUAAUCAGAAUUUCUGACUAAAUCAUACACAAGGUAGUGAGAGAGAAAACGAAUCCCGACUUCAAAUUCUUUAAGAUAAUCGAGUUUUACCUAAGGUCUAUAAUGGGACAAUUUAAAGAAAAAGCACAAAAGGCAUGAAAGAAGAAAUAAUACAGAAGAGGAGGCAUGACCAGAAGAAGUGAGAGCAGAACAGGAAGAAACCUGGGAUAAAGAGAAGAGGAGGACCACCUAUGGGGUAGCGUGUAUCACCACAUAAAAAAAACAUCAGCACACAAACUGAGUAAAAAAAGAAUAAACAGAAAUAUUUGACAAUGAAUUCAGAAAUAAGCACCCAAAUAUGAACAGACACACUCAGAAAAACGAUUCUGACCCAGAAGUGGAAAGUCCUGAAAGGCACCCGAUUCUCAAAUUAAAGACAUGCAGAGAAUUAAGAAAUUUCGGAGGAAUUAAAAAUGAAAUUUGUAGUGGCCUCAGCUUCGGUGUUGCCUGGCAUCCUGCUCAGGGUUUGUUUCCUGCCUUGUGCCCUGCGUUGGCUGGGAUUGGCUCCAACAGACCCCCCGUGACCCUGUAGUUAGGAUAUGGCAGGUUGGAUAAUGGAUGGAUGGAUAGUGGCCUCAGUCUCGUGAGUCGGUGGUGUUACGGCAAAAGGGGCCAGUGUGACACAAACUUUAGAAUGCCACCAGGUGGCACUGCUGUGUUUCAUAAGUUCACAUAUUUACAACAAAGUCAACCAAGUUUUUCUUACUAAAUCUUAUUAAAUAAAAUAUCAAAAUGUGUCCAGCUGGAUCCACGUCGAAAUAUAUGUUCUAAAGUCCCAGGGGCCUGCUGACAUCGAUCACAGGUCAGAUCAGUGUGUGGAGAUAUGCAGGCUACACUCACUAUGCCAAAAUUUAAAUAUUUGCAACCCAUUUUUUUUGAAAGGAGCCCACUAAUAACAAUUUGU
Molecule: messenger RNA, 3380 nt
Organism: Polypterus senegalus (gray bichir)
Lineage: Eukaryota; Metazoa; Chordata; Cladistia; Polypteriformes; Polypteridae
Product: gastrula zinc finger protein XlCGF17.1-like
Exons: 3
Coding region: 80-1669 (529 amino acids)
Biological process (GO): regulation of transcription by RNA polymerase II
Molecular function (GO): DNA-binding transcription factor activity; RNA polymerase II cis-regulatory region sequence-specific DNA binding
Source: RefSeq, a predicted model, not a curated record